ACGUUUUGACAUGUGGCAUCCUCUAUUGGAGCGAGAGAAAACUAAAGCACCUGACAUUACUGCGUGCCGACCGAAAAUGAAUGCUUUUAGAACUAGAUUCUCGGUUUACUUUCGCUGACGCGAGUUGUGCAACGCAAAGAGAAAGUGUGCUAUUGUGCUAACGCCCCAGUUUCAUGCUCGGCGAACGCUUCGUGCGUGUAAAAGGAAGCCUGUUCAGCCGCGAGAGCAAUAUCUACGAGCACCAACACUUUCACCGCAGCAGCUGAGAAAAUGUCAGCAAUACGUUGCGCAGUCAGCCCAACAAGGUCAAUCAUCUUGAGGAAAGUUGCCAACAGUCAGCAGAGCAGAGCAUCCGUGCACAGGGUGUUGCCAAUCAGCUCGGGAAGUCGGUGCCUUCUGGUCGCCACUCUGCGUACUGCAGUCGGAGGUGGCAACAAUGGAAGCGGGGAUGAUGACAUGGGACUUCGUGGUACCAGUUCUGGAGUGGACAAAGGUGGAAUACGAGGAGGCACAGGCGGUGGAAACCGGGGAGAUGGACACCUCUGCUGCCCCAAGUGUGGCAAUCCCUGCACCCAUGUGGAAACCUUUGUCUCAUCAACGCGGUUUGUCAAGUGCGAGAAGUGUCACCACUUCUUUGUGGUCCUGUCAGACAUGGACACCAAGAAGACUCUUAAAGAAGCCCGCAUUAGUGCAGACAAAUCUGGAUUGGUUCGCAAGCCACCUCCUCCUCCAAAGAAGAUCUAUGAGUACCUGAACCAUCACGUAAUUGGACAAAAUUAUGCCAAGAAGGUACUGUCGGUUGCUGUUUACAACCACUACAAGCGAAUCUACAACAACCUUCCUGCGUCCAGUGCUGCAUCGAAAACGGAGACUGGUAGUGUUGUGGAUGGGCAAACUCACACUGCAUUCACAACAAGGGAUCUGCUGCACAUUUCGGGCAUCACUCAUGGAAGUUCACUAGGACUGGGCAUCCAGGGUCAGCCGUCAUCACCCACGCCUCACAGCACUGACGCCGAUGGCCAGGGCACGCGGGGAACAGAUGUUCUAGAUGCCUCUGAUGCCGAAAUCAGACUUGAGAAAAGCAAUAUUUUACUCCUAGGGCCCACUGGUUCAGGAAAGACGCUACUAGCGCAAACAAUAGCAAGGUGCCUAGAUGUGCCAUUUGCCAUUUGUGACUGCACAACAUUGACACAGGCUGGUUAUGUUGGGGAAGACAUUGAGUCAGUUAUUGCCAAGUUACUUCAAGAUGCUAACUUCAAUGUGGAGAAAGCACAGCAAGGAAUUGUAUUCCUUGACGAAGUGGACAAGAUUGGGGCUGUGCCAGGCAUCCACCAGCUGAGGGACGUGGGCGGAGAAGGGGUUCAGCAAGGCAUGCUCAAGAUGCUCGAAGGUACAUUGGUCAGUGUGCCUGAACGCAGCUCUCGCAAGCUCCGAGGAGAUGCCCUGACGGUCGAUACCACAAACGUGCUUUUUGUGGCCUCCGGAGCAUUCAAUGGCCUUGACCGCAUUGUCGGACGACGGCGCAAUGAAAAGUACCUCGGUUUUUGUGCCCCUUCACUCGACUCUCCUGGGCGGCGGGCUGCCUCACAGGCCGGGCUGGCCAAUGCCUCGCCCUACUCAAGUGCCAGUGAUGACAAUGCGGAGCGCGAUGCUCUGCUGCGUGGUGUGGAGGCUCGGGACCUUAUCGAGUUUGGCAUGAUACCCGAGUUUGUGGGCCGCUUCCCUGUGCUUGUGCCUUUCCACAGUCUGAGUGAAGACAUGCUGGUGCAGAUCUUGACAGAGCCGCGAAAUGCACUGGUGCCUCAGUACCAGAUGCUGUUUGGCUUGGACAAGGUGGAACUUACCUUUGAGCCUGAGGCAUUGAGAGCCAUUGCUCAUCUGGCCAUGGAACGAAAGACCGGUGCAAGAGGGCUGCGGGCUAUCAUGGAGACCAUUCUUCUGGAGCCCAUGUUCGAGAUCCCAGGUUCAGACGUGACGAGUGUGCACAUCACACACGACUGUGCCAUGGGAAAGUGUGCACCGCUGUACAUUCGUGGCCGACCAGUUGAACAGGACUUUUACGACGACAGCCCAACUGCUGACCAGGAGAGGGCCGUCAGUUCUUAGGGAUGUUUGAAUUCAUCCCGUGUGCAGGACUGUUCUUCGACAGAAAAAAAAAAAAAAAGAAAAAAGCCGUGACUGCUCAGUCAGAUCCGAAAAGCUGCAAGUGUUUUCCUGCAUCUUGGAACAAAAUUUUCACUGUGGCAAACUGUUGGUUGAAGCCAUCUGCUUGUUAUCUGCCAAAAUUAUAUUUGUUGGGGUGCACCAACAGUAUUUCUCACCAUACUUUUUUCUUUCCUAGCUAAAUGAUAGAACUCUCGCUGGAUUCUAAUUGUGUCAAUGAGCUGAACUGCAGGCUUGAACUACAGCCGGUCAAGUAGGCAGCAUUGUGACGAACUGAUCUCACUUUUUGUUGGGUGUCCUCAAGGGCAGCUUGAGACCAAAGGAAGUCGCACUCUAGCCUGUACUUGUGGAAGUGCUUCAGAUACGCCUUGGCAACUUCGGAGUUUUGUUGUGCAGUUUCCAUGCUAGUUCUCAGUCUGGAUGACCGCGAGGGAUGACAUACUGCAGUGGCGUUGCGGAGCACUGACUAAAUUUAUACCAUAAAGAAAUAACCUUCAACUAUGGAGCUGAAUGACUGCAGGAGCAUUUGCAACGGCAUCCUGCGGGAAGAAUUUAAUCUUGUUAAUCAUGGUUUUGACUUUCAAAUGCUGUUGUGUGAAAACAAUAUUUUUUUAUUAUCUUUGAAAACAUAAUGAAAAUUUUGCAGAGGAAAGAUGCUAGUUGACAUGCAGUAGCCAUUUUUUUUAGUUAAAAAAUAUUUUGAGAGUGGGUUCCUGAAAUUUAUUUUCGCUUGAUUAUUCGUAGCUUCGCUUACUGCUAUGACAAAAUAUUCUACUUGUGUCAGAAGCAGCGUCAAGAGUUUGAUGGGAGUACGUUGUCGAGAGACCUGUAUGAUACUGUGCUAUAGCGUGGCUGAAUCGCAGCAUUUGUUAAACUGGUGUAAAUGGAAAUAAAACUCGGUUUUGCUA
Messenger RNA from Rhipicephalus microplus (southern cattle tick), 3071 nucleotides. It is a transcript of the gene ClpX, whose product is annotated as Caseinolytic protease chaperone subunit. Gene Ontology annotation, cellular component: mitochondrial matrix. The record is from RefSeq and is a predicted model, not a curated record. Gene Ontology annotation, molecular function: protein dimerization activity; ATP-dependent protein folding chaperone; ATP hydrolysis activity. Lineage: Eukaryota; Metazoa; Arthropoda; Arachnida; Ixodida; Ixodidae. Gene Ontology annotation, biological process: protein folding.